Molecule: messenger RNA, 1071 nt
Organism: Sitophilus oryzae (rice weevil)
Lineage: Eukaryota; Metazoa; Arthropoda; Insecta; Coleoptera; Curculionidae
Exons: 2
Coding region: 1-1071 (356 amino acids)
Source: RefSeq, a predicted model, not a curated record
AUGUAUUUAUGCUUCGUGGAUUACGAAAAGGCCUUUGAUAAGUUAUGUUGGGGAUACUUGUGGAGUAUAGUGGCUAAAAUGGGAGUACCACAACAUCUGGUAGAUACAAUAAAAAGUUUAUACGACAACAGCCAAGCAGUUAUGAAGUUGGAUCGUAGUACUUCCGGCAUUUGUCAGAUAAGAAAAGGAGUACGUCAGGGCUGCGUACUGUCCCCAAUGCUGUUCAACAUCUACAGCGAAUACAUUAUGAGGAUUGUACUGGAGGAAUGGGCAGGCGGUGUAUCACUGAAUGGCUACAGAAUAUCAAAUCUGCAUUUUGUUGAUGACACAGUAUUGGUGGCCGCAAACCAGCUAGAACUGGAAGCAAUUAUAACAAGAUUGGAAACUACCAGUAGACAGUUCGGCUUUCGCAUCAAUUACAAAAAAACUAAAGUGAUGAUCGUUGAUCGCGAAAACAACAACCGCCCAGAUAUCACAAACAUAAACCGCUGCCAAGUUGUGAAACAAUUUAUAUCUUUAGGUGCACUUAUAUCUAAUACCGGUAGUUGCGAAGUGGAAAUACGCCGCAGAAUUCAACUGGCCCGUAACGCUAUGACGCAGCUCACCAAAGUUUGGUCGAACAAUCAUAUAAAAAAAUCGACAAAAAUAAACCUGCAGCCGACAGACGACGCAUUGACGCCUUCGAGAUGUGGUGCUGGAGGAGUAUGUUGCGAAUACCAUGGACAGCACAUCGCACCAAUGCACAAUGUGUCGGUCCUUAACGAAAUCCAAUUAUCACAAAGACUUUCCAGCACUGUCUAUAAACAUAUACUUUUCUUCUUCGGCCAUGUCAACAGGAGCGUGCACAUGGAGAGACUAGUAGUACAAGGAAGACCUGCAGGAUCCCGUCGCCGAGGCAGAUCACCAACCAGGUGGGUGGACAUGGUUGAAAAACUUAUGAAUACCAACCUGGAGGGAGCCGUUCGAAGGACAGAAAACAGGGAAAAUUGGAGACGGACGGUGUGUGCGGCCGUCAGGUCCUUAGAGCCAGAACCAGAGCCACUACACGUCGUAUGCGACGUACGGACUUAG